This is a messenger RNA of Egretta garzetta (little egret), 1300 nucleotides long. RefSeq names its product nuclear receptor 2C2 associated protein (gene NR2C2AP). The transcript is spliced from 5 exons. Bases 198 to 620 code for a protein of 140 amino acids. NCBI's taxonomy places the organism in Eukaryota, Metazoa, Chordata, Aves, Pelecaniformes, Ardeidae. The record is from RefSeq and is a predicted model, not a curated record.
CAUUGCUGCUCAGGGGUCCCCAAUGCUGCCCGGGGUCCCCAAUGCUGCCUGGAGGUCCCCAUUGCUGCUCGGGGGUUCCCAAUGCUGCCCGGGGUCCCCAAUGCUGCCCGGGGUCCCCAUUGCUGCCUGGAUGUCUCUAACGCUGCUGGGUGUCCCCAUUUUUGCCCCUCGCUGACCCCACCUCUCUGCAGGCAGCGAUGCCCGUGGAGCCCCAGCUCUGCGCUGGCACGGCCUCACGGGUGAGCUCUGUGCUUAACCGGGAUGCGAAGCAGUUUGGGAAGAAGCACAUGUUCGACGCCAGCGAGGAGACGUGCUGGAACUCGGACCAGGGCACGUGCCAGUGGGUGACCCUGGAUUUCCCCCGCACCGUCAAGGUCUCGCAGCUUCACAUCCAGUUCCAGGGAGGAUUCUCCAGCCGGCUGUGCACGCUGGAAGGCUGCAGAGCAGGUGAAGAACUGGUGAAAAUAUCUGCCCUGUACCCCGAGGACACCAACGCCAUGCAGAGAUUCCAGGUGGAGGAGACGGUGCUGGAUAAGCUGAAGGUCACCUUUGAGAACAGCACUGACUUCUUCGGGAGGAUCGUGGUGUACCACCUCGGGGUGCUGGGGGAGAGGCUCUAGGGCAGCGGCGAGGGACGGGGGGGGACGCUCCCUCAUUGCCUGUGUUCCCCCACAGAGACUCUGCUGCGUGGGGGGAAAUGGGACAGCAAACCCUGCCAGCGGGGAUGUGCUGCCCCCAGCUGCACCCCAAGGCGCUGAGAGGGAGCCCCUGCCCCACGGGAUGGCAGUGACAGAGGGACGCGAGUGCAGAGAUCCACGGGCUGAGCUUCUGAGCCCUUGGUGGGGGACAGCCUGUGUACCCAGCCAAAUAAAUGGUGUCCCCACUCCUUCCCGGCUGCUCCUUGGGCAAGUGGCACCCCAGGACCGAGCCCUCUGGAGUUUGCUGUGGCCAUGCUGGUGCAUGGCUUGAGCAGGCGAGAGAAGUGCCACCUCCCCGUGCUGUGGGCUCUGGUUGUCCCUCACCUUUACUAACCACCCCUGAACAUGGGGCGGCUCUUUGUGGCCUCGUGGGGCUCCGAUUUGGGAUUGUAGCAUGCCAGCUGUCAGCCGAGGCCGUGCUGGGUUCCUGGGUGAUGCUUUCCGCGGGAUUUUGCUCCCGCCUAUGGACAUUUCCCUGGCUGGUUAUAGCGCUGCGUGCAGGGAGGGCUUGGCAGGUUCAUGGGCGUAAGAGGGAGCUUCCCUCCUCAGAGACAGCUCUGGAGAGGGAAUACCAGGGCACUGGGAGGGUGCGGGCCUUGAAG